This is a messenger RNA of Penicillium antarcticum, 591 nucleotides long. RefSeq lists its product as uncharacterized. The record is from RefSeq and is a predicted model, not a curated record. Gene Ontology annotation, molecular function: mechanosensitive monoatomic ion channel activity. Lineage: Eukaryota; Fungi; Ascomycota; Eurotiomycetes; Eurotiales; Aspergillaceae. Gene Ontology annotation, biological process: intracellular water homeostasis; monoatomic ion transport. The transcript has 4 exons. Bases 1 to 591 code for a protein of 196 amino acids.
AUGCGUGGACUAGACGAAAGCACUGAAGUACUGAUCCGCACUGGCCAGAAAGCCCAGGAGCAAGUGAGACUUGCCUGGGAUGGCUUUGUUAACUUUGCCGCGCGGGAUAACGUCUUGGAGGUCGCGUUGGGGUUGAUCAUCGCAAAUGCAUUUACAAAAGUUGUGACAUCUUUCGUCUCCGAUUUGGUCUUGCCGAUCGUCUCUCUUCUCCCCUUUCUCAACAGAAACAUGGACCAGAAAUUUGCCGUUCUCUCCAAAGGUCCUAAUUUCAGCCAUGAGAUAGGGUACAACACCCUUCGGCAGGCGAGAGAUGAUGGCGCGCUGGUUCUUGCCUAUGGCGUGUUCAUCGAGACAUUUCUGAACUUCCUAGGUGUCAGUUUGACUCUGUAUGCGGUGGGUCAUUUGUAUAUGUUCAUCUUUCACAACAAGAUCAUUAAGCCGACCGUUCGGUGUCCAUAUUGCAAGCAAUACAUCAGUGAUCAGGCAAUUCGCUGUCGUCAUUGUGGGACUUGGCAGGAUGGAAGGGAAGAUGAGCCUAGGAGCGAUAGCAGUUCUGUCGACCAACUAUUGACAGUGCCAUCAAUGCCAUAG